Molecule: messenger RNA, 3358 nt
Organism: Etheostoma spectabile (orangethroat darter)
Lineage: Eukaryota; Metazoa; Chordata; Actinopteri; Perciformes; Percidae
Gene: plxdc2a
Product: plexin domain containing 2a
Exons: 14
Coding region: 242-2005 (587 amino acids)
Source: RefSeq, a predicted model, not a curated record
UUUCAUUUCUGAGAAGACUGAACUGACGCGCAGAUGAUCUGUGGACAACCUGAAACAUGGACAUGCGUAUACAUCCAUGCAUGGGCAUGGGCAUCAACAUGCUGCGAAACUUUACGUUAGUGUACAUUAAAAGUAAAGUUAGCGUCGUUUAAGUCUUGCAUGUUUUUUUCUAAUUAGACAAGUAGCGUUUCAGUGAGACGUUGGAGGGUCCCGGUCACAGGCGCAAUGUUGCGCUUUUAAAAUGCGUUACGAACUAAGAGGAAGGAUGGCAACGACCCUGACAAAGACAGUUAAUCUCAUCACAGGACUGGUCAUUGUUUUCCAGUUACAAAUAAGCUUCAUGAAACUAAAAUCCGCUUAUGGUGUCUACCGUACUGACACACAGGGGCUGUCUUCUCCAGAGGAAGGGUCGUAUGUAGUCGCAGGGAACAACAAGCCCAGGGGGACGAGUCCCAGUUUUGGGGCCCCUGGCUGGGCUGCAGAUAACAGGGGCCACUACAGAGAUCAGCACCAAUCAGAAGAGUCAGAUCCAGACCUGCUGAUGGACGGUCACGACAAUGCUACACAGAUUGUGGACAUUGAUCCCGCCUACUAUACAUCUAAAAUCUACGGUUCUGGAGACUCAGCCAGCAAAGAGCUGUGGGUGAACAUCGAUGAGAUGGAAGAGGAUGCGUGGAAGGUCUGUGGUUUCCUGUCCAGCACCCACAGACAAGCUGAGAGAGUGAAUCUUUCCUUCGACUUCCCUUUCUAUGGACAUGUACUAAAAGAAAUCACAGUGGCAACUGGAGGUUUCAUUUACACUGGAGAUAUAAUCCACCAAAUGCUCACAGCCACGCAGUACAUCGCCCCUUUGAUGGCAAAUUUUGACCCAAGUCUGUCCCAAAACUCGACUGUGUUUUACUUUGAUAACGGCACUGCCCUGGUGGUUCAGUGGAACCGGAUUUACCUCCAGGACAACAUCAGUCUUGGAUCUUUCACCUUCCAGGCCGCUCUGCACAGUGACGGACGUAUCAUCUUUGCAUACAAAGAGAUUCCUAUACACAUCAACGACAUCAGCACUGAGAAUCAUCCUGUCAAGGUGGGCUUGUCGGAUGCUUUUGUGGUUCUAAAUGAGAUAGAGCAGAUCCCCAAUGUUCGGAGGAGAACCAUUUAUGAGUACCACAAAGUCGACAUCCUUAAGUCCAAAAUCUCCAAUUCUACAGCUGUUGAGAUGCUACCUCUCCCAACAUGUCUCCAGUUCUCCAGCUGUGGUCCAUGUGUCACUUCUCAGAUUGGCUUUAACUGCAGCUGGUGCAGUCGGCUACAAAGAUGCUCCAGUGGCUUUGAUCGUUACCGGCAGGACUGGGUCGACCUCGGCUGCCCGGAGGAGAGAAGAGAUCCCCGGUGUCUUCGAAUGACAGACGUUACAAACGCCACAUCUCGCCACUUCACACACACGACCACUCCUGUUACAGCGACCACAAUGCAUCAGAAGACCUCCAGCUUGACCUCCACCCCCCUCCGCAGGACGUCCACUGUCACCAACCCCUCAACACAUAGCAGCACAAGCAGAAAAAUAAUAUCCACUCAACAGCCUCCUACCAGCAAACCUGCCGAAGAUGACACAAAGAUCUCUUUGCACAUCAAUGAAGCGCCAAAGGACGAGGAGACCACAGGAGAGAGCGAUGGGCCACAGACUGGUCUGCUGGCAGGAAUCAUCAUGGUGAUGGUGAUCAUGGGAGCAGCCGUUCUUGUGUCUGUCUACAUAUACAACCACCCCACCUCCAGCGCCAGCCUCUUCUUCAUGGAGCGACGACCAACCCGGUGGCCAAUCAUGAAGUUCAGACGGGGCUCCGGGCGUCCUUCUUACGCCGAGGUAGAGACUCCUGGUCAGGACAAAGACGGCAUGGGGGUCAUCGACCCCAAACAGUCUUUUGUCAUGUCAGACAGAAGAGAGAGUGAACAGAAGGAAGGAUUCAUAGUUCCAGAUCAGAGGGAGCGCUUCCUAGUCUCAGAGAGCUCCUGACCAAAACUACGUAUCCCAGAAAGCUUUGGGACAGAGCUGACCUCUAUGUGAGGGAGACUUUAUUUCCAUUCAGCUGUUGCUCAAAGUUAUUUUAAUGACAGACUUUGAGCAUUCAGAGAGGAAUCCGCCAAACCUCUAUGAGGAAAAUGUAACUGCAGAAUAUUUUAUUCACAAUUUUGCUUCAUGUUUGCAUUAGCUUGGUGAGCCAUUGGACUGUUUUAGGCAAGACAUAAAAAAAGAUAAAAACUUGUGAUUACUGCGUCACAAAGAGCAAGAGGUGACUCUGCUGAAUUUUUGUUUCAGACCAUUUCUCUCAAAGAUGGCUGUUAUUUUCCAGAGCUGUUAUGCGUCAUUUCAAACCUUCACAAGGAGGAAUGUCAUAUUCGGGUGUCAUUUCCUCAUCUCAAAAAUACAGACUAAAUUCCUCACCAUUACACCCACCUUCAUCUGAGGGGCAAACAGGGUGCAUAGUGUUUUCACUGCUGUUUACCUCAGAGCACAUUUUUACAAUGAAGCAAAGUCUGCAACCUUUUGCAUUUCUACUUUAUUUUCUGAACUUAAUAAUAAAGGCAGAAAAAUAAUGACUGAUUAGUUUGCUGUACAAACAUCCACAACCAUGGAAAAACACAGGUCUAUAGUUUAGACAUGAUAGUCUCGCAACAAUUUUCUAACAUGCUAUAAUUGUUCCCACAUGUGUAAUCUGUAUAUUUCUGAUACAAUGGUAAAAAUUCCAGGUUUGAGGUUGUAGUCAGUGGCUUAUAAUUAGUGCUUUUUCAGUCACUGUAAAGUAUAUGUAUAGCUUUAUUCAUCAGCAAGUAAAAUGGACAGCUAAUGUUGUUAAAAGGAAGUCUUUCAAAAGUAUUAUUAAAACAUUUGGAUUUUUUUGAGCACACGCUAUUAUACAAUGUAAUAAUUUCACCAGUUCUCUCAUUUUUUUGGAAAUCUAAAAAAAGUUUUAAAACUAAAAUGUUCAAAAGUUGUGAUUUUCUAAUGAUCUGAGGGUUUAACCUGUUCCUUCAGAUUGAUCAAUGCCUAUACAUUUUCCGAACUGUUAAGGAGUAUCAUCUACUGCACAUUUUGAUAAAAUUACAAAAGAAUCAUCAGUUUCCUAAAGUGACAUACCUGUGUUAUUUGAGGCCUGUUUAGUCUAAAAAUUAUAUUAAGGCAACACUUAAGACCAGCCUGUAGGCUGCAGAGUGAGAGGGUCAAGGCACUGCUGUGUUGGAGGUACUGCAAAGGUCCUGGGUUGCUGAUUUAGGUUUCUUCUUUGUCUUCUGACAGAAUUAGACAAAAUGAAAAUUAUGCAUUAAUAGUGAUCUUGAAGCACUAAAAUCAAAAAAGAUUCAAAUAGCA